Molecule: messenger RNA, 972 nt
Organism: Chiloscyllium plagiosum (whitespotted bambooshark)
Lineage: Eukaryota; Metazoa; Chordata; Chondrichthyes; Orectolobiformes; Hemiscylliidae
Product: radiation-inducible immediate-early gene IEX-1-like
Biological process (GO): negative regulation of apoptotic process
Source: RefSeq, a predicted model, not a curated record
ACAAAACACAGAACUCCACGUGUCUCUCCCAGCUGUUGUUGAAAAAACAUGAAGCAGACCUUCCUGGUGAAGCAGCCUGGGAGCACCGCGCUGACCAGGCAGAGGAGCAGUGAGCAGGAGGACCUUCCCUUCGACACCACUCCAGAGGUCAAAUGCACCCCAGCCAAACGGCGGGCUGUUAAAAUCCUCUACCCAGCCCAGGUCAGGAAGUACCUGCCCCCCGAGAAGAAGGACUGGGCUAAGAGGAUGCUCCUGCUCCUGCUGUGCGUGGUCACCGUCCAAGUGUACACGGUCGUGGAGGCCCAAGAGGGAACGGUCGACAUGAUCGCCGUGGCGACAGGAGGCCCAGGCCACUCGCCCCUGUCAGACGCCAGCGGGGAGCAGGCAUUGGUGCUCCCAUCCUUGUCUGCAGAACUCUUCCCGCCCACCAAUGGCAGUGCCCCGCUGCUGUCCCCGAUGAUGCCCGAUGGUGUCGGUCCGGCAGUGACCGUCAUGUGCCACAGAAUGGGCUCCAGCUCCGUUGCCUGCAGAAUGUGAACCCCCCCAUUUUCCUCAGGGAAGGACACUUUCUGAACGGUGUCGCCUCACCCCCUGCCCCGCGACCUCCAGUUCAAAUGCUCCACAUCCCAGUUGAGGCAAGAUGAAGGGGGCGCUGUGAUUUGAACUUCUCCUCACGGUGCUGCUGACUGGAUAAGAUGGACAACACGGCCAGGGUUCACCUGAGUGGGAGCCCGGUCAGACUUACAUUGUGUUGGUCCAGUUUUCCGUUGGUGCCCUUAUCCACUUGAACCGCUGUGUGCUACCAGCCGAGAGGUCUUGAUGGGUGCUUCAAAAAACAAUGAUAUUGCCUCAGCACCUCUGGGGAAAUCAAAUGUAAUUUGAAAAGCAGGGAUAGUUAGUGGGGACCCUGUUUGUAACGACAGAUGUUGUGUUAAUUUGUGUGCCAUUAUCAGUCAUGACUUAGUAUGUUCU